Adineta ricciae is the source of this 2523-nucleotide messenger RNA. The record is from the annotation of a GenBank genome assembly. Lineage: Eukaryota; Metazoa; Rotifera; Eurotatoria; Adinetida; Adinetidae.
AUGGAUCUCCAUCGAGACAAUGAUGAAGAUGAUGACAGUGAUCGAACCGAAAGUUAUACACCACCACCACUUGACAUUACCAACACUUCUAAUCAGAGCAGUGAAAAAGAAAAUCAAUAUAAACAACAUACCACUGUACAGAAAGAACAGUCCAUUAUAGUCUUAGAUGAUAGUUUUAAUCAAGUAUCGAUCUCCAGACAAGAUGAUCACGAGCCAAUUGAUAAUUAUUGGGACCAAUGGCCAUUAGUUAUGAACGACAUUAACAACGAAGAAGUUUCGAAACUUUAUGCAAUACCUGAUGUUGAUAUACCGCCUUCACCUCCGCGUCCGAUCGUUCCAUCUUCUAUGAGUCAAAACAAUAUUCUUGAUAUCCUAACCGCUCCGUCUCCCUCCUACAAUGCAAAUCCAGUGCGAAAGUCUGUAGCACGAAAAGCACCAGUCAAACGAAGGAAGAAGAAAAAGAAAUCAAUGACUGAAUAUCGACCACCAUCUCCAUUCUCACCUAAGCCAGAUUAUAAAUCCAUGGAUAUUGAACAAAUAAAGAAACACGCAAUGAAAUACGGUUUAUCUACUAGUCUCUCCAAAGGAAGACUUGUAAAAAUUCUCGAUGAAAUUUAUAAUGUCACUCAUCAAUACGAAACAGAUACUGAUUUCGAAUUCGAUAUUGAUGAUAAUAACUCUCUCGAAGUUGCUGCGCCGAAAAAGGAUUUGUCUCAUACUCCGCCAACACCCGCUGUUAAAAAUGAAACAAAAAAGUCGAAAAAACGUUCAGCUAUUCAUCAAAUGAGUUCUUCCGAUGAAACAAACGAUCAUUCACCACCAAAAAUCAAGAAAACAAUCGCGAUUAGCACAGCAGAUAAUCUUGUAAAUAAUAGUCAAUCGAAUGAAGACGAAGAACAUGAUGACGAUGAAACUAAUGCAGAUCACGAAGGUCGUUUUCUUGAACUCACCGUCUACGAAUUAUCAUCAUCGGCAGCAUCAUCCAGUUCUUUAUCAAUUAGCGAUACUCCGCCUGCUCGUCUUCCAAAUCUGAGUCCUUCGAAGCAAUCACCCGUCGAAAUGGCUUCUCAGUCAAGUGCAACGAAACAGUCGAAAAGCAAAAUUUCGACAUCCGAUUCUGAUCUUCCCUCAUGCAAAAAAGCAGCAAAACGUCCUAAACUCGAAACACCCACCCUUCCUCUCAAAGAAAUCGUUCGUAAUUACAUAGAAUCGAAUCCAUCAUUACACGCUCGUGUUCUCUGCUAUGAACCUGUCGAUUUCGAAGAAUUUCACAAACAGAUGAAAGCCGAUCUGAAUCUAAAAAUUCAAUCCAAAGAAUUAAUGCAAUGUCUCGAUGAUCAGUGUAUCACAUUUACAUUACGUUCUCGAAAAGGCGCUUUUACGAGCAUGUCAACUUUGCCACCUACGACGAUAUCGACAAAAAAAGAGAAGAAUGAAGAACAAUUCGAAUUGGAACAGGAAUUUAUUCUUCGAAUGCCACCGGGUGAAUAUGCUACACGAUUACAUGAUUUGAUCGAAUCGGGAGACGAGAAGAUUCGUGAACGUCUUUUUAUCGAUUUAAACGCGGAAACGAGACGUGGUCGAGUGAAAUUCGAUGACACCAUUUUCAAGGCAACACUCUACGAUUUACCGUGUAUUACUGAAUCGUAUAAAACCUUCGAUCGGAAAACGAUAUACAAAAUCGCUGAUAUUGCUCAAAUUCUUGUUUGUCGAUUACCGGGUGAUCUGAGUUCCAGUGAGGAUGAUGACGAUGAGUAUGAUCCUGCAAAACGAUCCAGUACAGGUGCAGCGACAACAGUAGAUGGAGACAAGAAGAAGAAAGAAAAAGAUAAAGAAAAGAAGUAUCAAUGGCCUCAUGGAUUGACACCGCCGAUGAAAAACGUACGAAAACGUCGCUUUCGAAAAGUAGCGCGACAAAAAACGCAAGAUCACGAUGAAAUUGAAAAAGAAGUGCGACGUCUAUUCCGAGCGGACCAUGAAGCAAUCGAUGUCAAAUGGGAAAUAAUUGAAGAUGAUCAAGAAGUCGAAAUUACUAAACCAUUAGAAAAAGACCCACUCGAACAUAAUGAUCUUUUUGGUGGUGCCGUUAGUGAAUCCGACGAAGAAGAUGCUUCCCAGAAAGGUCAUACUGAACGUCAUCAUGCGCCGAGUUCUGUCGAUCAACGAACAGAUUUCGAUGGUUUAUUCAGCGGAGAUAUGGGUGAGCUAAGUAAUAUGGAUACAACAUCUCAAGCCAAUCCGAUCGAUGAUGAACAUCUUGACCAAUCUCAAUGGACACAACAGGAUGAUCUUAAUUUGGAUGACAGCACAACUACGGGUGGUUUAUCGGAAGAAACUCGAACGAAAUUAGAGGAAUGUCAACAGGAAUUAUAUCGAUUAAACAACGAAAAAGCGAAUAUUGAUAAUCAAUUAGCUCAGAUGAAUAACCCUGCACUUCGAAAUAUGUUGUUAUUAAGAGCAAGAACAAUAGAAGCGGAGAUUGAACGCGCACGAAUGGAGCAUGAUCAAUUGUCGAAUAUGUAA